UCCCCUCCGGUGGCACGUGCUCCCCGCUUCUUCGCUGCUAGAGGCUGCGUUCCUGGAAGCACUUCUGGGUCGGGGGAGGGAAGAAUCAGGGCUCAGCCCUCGGAGAAGGGGCAGCCACUUUUGAAGUGACUUCACCGCGUGCGGUUGCGUGCCGGCGAGGUGGCCCCGGCACCUCCCGAGCCCGAGCGCGGACCGCACGUGGGCGCCGCGCUUCCCAGGUGGGCGCGGGUGGCAGCCCGGGCCGUGUCCCGCCCCCGGGAUGCUCGCCCUCCGCGCUGCGCUGGGACUGUGGCUCGUGGGGACGCUCGGGGCCUUCCCACAGGAUCGACCCCUCAAGGCCGACUGUGCUGGAGACCCCAACCGCUACUACAACGAGGCUGCCGGAGCGUGCUGCUACCGCUGCCCCCCAGGACAGUCUCCAGAGAAGCCGCAGCCAUGCCCGCAGGGUCCCUCUGACUGCGGGAAGCGCUGUGAGCCUGACUACUACCUGAGUACGUCCGGCCGCUGCACGGCCUGUGUGAGCUGCUUGGGAGACCUCGUGGAGAAGGCGCCUUGCUCCGGAACGUCCCCCCGCGUCUGCCAGUGCCGGCCAGGCUCGUUCUGCUCCACGUCAGCCACCAACUCCUGUGCCCGCUGCUCACUGCACACCGUCUGCCCAGUGGGGCAGGUGGUCCAGUCUCCAGGCAUCGACCAGACUCCAGGGCUGACCCGGCGUUGCUCCUCGGGUCCUCGUCGGAGCCCAUCCGCCUUCUCUUCCCACCUGUCUGUCCCCUUGUACGCGGCGCCCGGGCUUUUAGCUGUUCCUGGUGGAGAAGGACCGUCGCCAUGGCAGCCGUGUCCCCGGGGGUCUGCCAACUGCAGGAAGCAGUGUGAGCCCGACUACUACCUGGACAGGACUGGCCGCUGCAUGGCCUGUGUGAGCUGUUUGCAAGAGGACCUCGUGGAGAAGGCGCCUUGCUCCUGGAACUCCUCCCGUGUUUGCGAGUGCCGGCCAGGCCUGUUCUGCGCCGUGCCAGUCGCCAACUCCUGUGCCCGCUGCAUUCCCCGCCCUGUCUGCCCACCAGGGAUGGUCGUCCAGCCCCAGGUGAAGGCCCCUGCUCAGUCUUGGGCAAAGAAUAAAGGACAUCUCUGUUUUUCAGGACCCAUGCUCUUCUGGGUGAUCAUGGUGCUGGUUCUGGUGGUUGGUUCCACCUUCUUCCUCCUGUGUCACCAGAGGGCCUGCAGGAGGCGAUUUCGGCAGAAGCUCCACCUGUGCCACCCAGCCCAGCCCUUCCCGCCCAAGCUGGAGCCUGUGGAUUCCAGACCCAGGAGGAACCUGGCACAGCCCAGAAGUGCAUUGGAGACCGAGCCAAGCACAGAAGAGAAGAGCUCUGUGAGCCCCGCGGCUGCGGGGACCUGCGUCAGUGUGGGGGCAGCCUGCCCGGAGAGCCUGCCCCUGCUGGAUUCCAGCCCAGGCGGGGGCCCCCCAUCCCCCAGGGACCCCCCUGAGCCCCGAGUGUCCACAGAGCACACCAAUAACAAGAUCGAGAAGAUCUACAUCAUGAAGGCUGACACAGUGAUCGUGGGGACUGUGAAGACAGAGGCGUCUGAGGGCCGGGGCCCGGUGGGGCCCGUGGGGCCUGAGGCAGAGCCGGAGCCGGAGCUGGAGGUGGACCAUGUCCCGCAUUACCCAGAGCAGGAGACAGAGCCGCCCCUGGGCAGCUGCGGGGACGUCAUGUUCUCUGUGGAGGAAGAAGGCAAGGAGGACUUGGGGCCCACAGUGGCCUCUGGGAAGUGAGGCCCAACCUGGGCGGCGGGAGGGCAGCUGGCACCCCUUGGAGGCCAGCGGAGCAGAAGACCGUGUGGCUUGGACUGAGGUCCAGCGGCUAGUAGUGGACCAGGGAUGGGGCACCCGGCUCUGCUGCUGCCCAGAGCUCUGGUCUCAGCGGUGGCACCUGACACUUGCCACCAGGACCAGUGCCCAGCAUCGAGCUAGCACCCACUGAGGGAGUGAGCACGAGGCUGGUUCCCUGUGUCCCUCCCCUGUCCCUGGGCCUCAGAGCUGACACAUCAGGCCUGCUGGCACGCCCCAGCCCCCAGUUACUGUAAACAUGGCUCCCAGCGGGCGCGGUGCCAGCGCCUGUGGUUUUUUCUCCUGAGUCAGAAGGGAAGUCGAGGAGUGGGUGUUGGCGCUGGCACCCUGUGGGCGACAGCUGUGGCGCUGCACCUCGCCCCAGCCUCCCCAGGCUGCGGACCUCCCUGCGGCAGCCCUUUCCCUGCCCAGCCCCCACGGUGAGCCCAGGUCCAUCCACUCCUCCCAGAAAGUCCCCACUCAGCCCCGAGCAGGAGGCCUUUCAGGGCCCAGGUGUCUGCAGACCUCCGCGCCCUGCAGCGCCCACCCUGGCUGGAGACCCUGCCGCCGACUGCUGCUGGCGAAGGGCCUCGGCUCUGCCCCGGGACUCCUCCUGUGUGCAGCCUGCAGCCUGCGGGGGCCUCCGCUGUUCUGAGGCGCCUCCUGCUCUGUCCUGGGAGUGGAAAGCCACCUCCCGGGUUUGCCACCUCCCGGGUUUGCCACCUCCCAGAUUUGCCACCUCCCAGAUUUGCCAUGCUUGAGAAGCCACCAACACCCGCCCUGCGGCCCGUUCCCGCUGCUCUGCACCCACCAGGGUGUGGAUGCUGGAUGACCCUGGACUCAGGACGUUCGACCCCACUCUGCACCGAAGGCAGAAGGUGGCGGAAACCUCAGGGCUCUGUGUUCCACAGUAAGGACUAAAGCGCCCUGACAUCCUGCCUGUGGGCCAGCCCCUGGGCCUGCAGCCUCUUAGAACAAACAAGUGACCGCUGAAGCAUCUUACAGCCCGGACACCCCUGGACUUACCCCCAGGGGCCAGCCCCGGGAGCUGUUUACUCACCAGCCAGCCUCUCUGGAGGAAGUUGACCGCUCAGGAAUCACGAGGGUGGUUUCUGAAACCACUCAGAUGUUUUGGGGAAAGUUGGAGAGUCUGAGGCACCGUGAGAGGUGGUUAUGCCAGGACUGGGUGCUGGCCAGGAACUUGAGUGGGUCAGGCAGUAGUUGCCCAGUUGUCCUGUGCAAGGACAGAGUGGCACCCAGCGCCCCCCAGAGCUGCAGCCUUGAGGGUCGAGUGGACACCACCCUGAUCCUGCCGAGCAGAGCCGGCUGGCCACCUUGGCCCGAGAAUGUGGCCACACACUUUAACAGGAUAAGGCACUCUAUGGCCUGGUGGCUCUUGACAAAACGUUUAACCCUCUAAAAGUCUGUAGGAGAAAUGAAGAAUUGAUCUGGGCUUGGUGGUGUGCACGUGGAAUCCCAGCAGUUCCAGGGCUGAGGCAGGAGGAUCGAGAGUUCAAGGCCAGACUUGACCAUCUGAGCAAUGUAGUUAGACCCUGUCUCAGAAUACAAUAAAAAGGGCAGAGGAUGUAGCUCAGCAGUGGAGCGCCCCUGGGUUCAGUCCCAGGAAAACACACGCAGAAAAUAAAAAGAAAAAUUGUGAGACCGAGGAAUGACGGUGGAAAUGGAGUGUUUGACAGCCUCGGAGCAGGAAGGUCACAGGGCCUCUCGCCCAGGUCAGGGAUCCCUGUGCAUCCUGGACUCUUGCCGAGGACAGGCACAUCCUCACUUCUUUUUGCCCUCGGAGGCAGACUCGUCCUCCACGACACACACCCCGGAGCCAAAGCCUGCCCGGGAGGGUGCUCAGGAUGGAGCUGCUCUUUGCACAGGGCUGCCUGCGGGCGUUUGCGCAGGGGCCCUGGGCCUCUCCAGGCCUCCUUCCCUCUGGCUGGGAUGAGCCCUGCAGCUUGGGAAAGGAGGCUCUGGAGGUGGGAGAAGCCCUGGGCUCCUGGGACCCGCAGAGCCCCCAACCCUGCCCACCUGGGUGCAGCUCAGGGCCACUCUGGACCUCCUCCCACUGCACGCAGCCAGCCUGGAGUGUCCCCCUGAAUGUGGCUCUGUGUGGGAUGGAGGAGACCCACAGCCAUGGCAGGUGACCCUGCCCACCCCACCCCUAGGACUGCAGCCCCACCUCCAGCCCGAACCAGCUGCUGCCUGCCCUGUGGUCAGCUCAGGAGCCAGGGGCUCUCCAACUUGACAGAGACCAGGUGGGCUCCUUAACCUCUGGAUGUUCUGAUGUUCAAGAGGACAGAUGGACAAGGACCCUCAGGGCAGCAAUUCCCAGGCUGUUAAGAACCCUUCCCCGGGGCUGGGGCUGGCGCUGGCGCUGGCGCUCUGUGCUUGCCUAACAUGUUCGAUCCUCGGCACCACAUAAAACAAAUGAUGUCAUUAUGUGCAGGUUCCAGUGUGUAACAACACAUCCCACCUUGUGUACAAUUAAAAUGCACUAAUAAAAAACGUUUUUAA
This is a messenger RNA of Ictidomys tridecemlineatus (thirteen-lined ground squirrel), 4354 nucleotides long. NCBI's taxonomy places the organism in Eukaryota, Metazoa, Chordata, Mammalia, Rodentia, Sciuridae. The record is from RefSeq and is a predicted model, not a curated record.